AUGCCUGCACCUUCUUGGGACGAUGGCGCCACCCAGGAAGCCGGUAAUUCUGGAGGCACUGUUUGGGGUUCUGGGCCUCAAACCGGGCCCACGGGAAUGAAUGAUCCUUCUGGUGAUCUAUCUGGUGAUCUAUCUGGUGAGAACGCCGCCGGAGAGCAUGGAUUCGACGUUGGGGUCAAGCCAGAGCUAUUCCCCGGCUUCGAACCUGAGCGUCAGAAGAUCAAGGAUGCCGGUUGGGUCGAAGGAAAGGCUUACAACUACGAGGCCUACUCCGAGGGCCCGAACACCGUGCGAGACUGGGCCGGAAAUGCGAGAGUUUACGAGUGGAGUGGUGAAGAAGGAGACGUUGGCCCAGAAUCUAAAGAUCUUGAGCUUGAGCUUUUUGGAGACCCCGAGAAGCGAUCUGGAUCCGGAAUCGACUUUUCCACGCUCACAGAGAUCAAUGUGCGACAGGAGGGAGAGACUCGCAUCUCUCCUAUUGAAAACUUUGACCAUGCAGGGCUUCACCCGGCCAUGCGCCGCAACGUUCAGCUGGCCGGGUACAACGUUCCCACGCCCAUUCAGAUGUACUGUAUCCCUGCCAUCGUGCAAGGGUUUGACGUCAUGGGAAUUGCUCAGACCGGCUCGGGAAAGACUGCAGCCUACCUCAUCCCGAUUCUGAACAACCUCAUGGGAAAGGCCAAAAAGCUUGCUGCUCCGCGACCCAACCCUGCUACGUACCGGCAUGGCUUCGACCCGAUCGCGCGUGCAGAGCCUCUUGUUGUCAUUGUUUCUCCCAGCCGUGAGCUCGGGAUUCAAAUUUUCAACGAGGCCCGCAAGUUCUGCUACCGCACCAUGCUCCGACCACUAAUUGAUGUCAUGAAUCGCCCGAUGAACCUCUCGUUCCGUCGUGUCAGAUACAUGGUUCUCGAUGAGGCUGAUGAGAUGCUUCACGACGAUUGGGGUGAAGAUCUGGCGAAGAUCCUAUCUGGUGGCGACUCGGAAGAUGCAAACAUCAACUACAUGAUGUUUUCAGCUACAUUCCCAAAGCCUCUUCGGGACCUUGCCAAAGAGUAUCUGGCCAAUGAUCACAUCCACUUCCGUGUUGGCCGGGCUGGCAGCAGCCAUGGCAACAUCCAGCAGGUUAUUUCGUACACAGAUCCCGCAAACAAGCGAAAGGCCGUGGUUGAGCUUCUCAACUCCAUCCCGCCCGGGCGUACCAUAAUUUUUGUCAACCGAAAGCAGAUGGCUGAUGAACUGGACGAUCUUCUGUACAACCUCGGCCUCCCGUGCACUUCGAUUCACGCUGGACGUACGCAGAUGGAACGAGAAGAUGCCAUGAGGGCUUUCCGCAGUGGAGAGUGUCCGAUUCUGAUCGCCACCGGCGUUGCCGCUCGUGGCAUUGACGUCCACAAUGUCAACCACGUCAUCAACUAUGACCUCCCGAGCUGUGACCAUGGUGGCAUUGAAGAAUACGUUCACCGAAUUGGACGUACGGGUCGCAUUGGCCACCGCGGCCUUGCUACGUCAUUUUACACGGACCGCGAUGAGCCUAUUGCCAGCGUUCUAACUCGCACUCUUCUUGAGACCAAGCAGACAAUUCCCGACUUCUUGGAGCAGUAUGUGCCCGAGGGCGAGGCACGCGAAAACCUAAAGUUCGAGGCAGAUUCGGACUAUGAGGGCUCACAAACUGGAGGUGGAGAUGAGAAUGGGGGCGGCGAUGCCUGGGGAGAUAAUGGCGAUACAGGUAAUUCUGGCGAUGCCUGGGGUGGCAAUGGUGACACCGGCAAUGCUGUCGAUGCUGGCAAUGCUGGCAAUGCUAGCAAUGCCUGGGGCAGCAAUGACAAUACCAGCAUCGCAACUGGAGGCAAUGGGAAUACCAAUAAUUCUGGCAAUAGUGCCUAUGGCGGCAAAUCUGGCCAGGACAACAAUGCCUGGGGAGGCGUCAACGUUGGUCAGGGCAAUUCGUGGGGAGGUGGUGGAGGGGGUACAUCGGAAGAUGGUGACUAA
Messenger RNA from Grosmannia clavigera kw1407, 1989 nucleotides. Its product is annotated as dead deah box DNA helicase. Gene Ontology annotation, molecular function: RNA helicase activity; RNA binding; ATP binding. Gene Ontology annotation, cellular component: nucleus. NCBI's taxonomy places the organism in Eukaryota, Fungi, Ascomycota, Sordariomycetes, Ophiostomatales, Ophiostomataceae. The record is from RefSeq and is a predicted model, not a curated record. Bases 1 to 1989 code for a protein of 662 amino acids. The transcript is spliced from 7 exons.